This is a messenger RNA of Stylonychia lemnae, 912 nucleotides long. The record is from the annotation of a GenBank genome assembly. Lineage: Eukaryota; Ciliophora; Spirotrichea; Sporadotrichida; Oxytrichidae.
AUGGAUAAUGAGAACUUCGGUCUCGCUAAAUCAUUCUCUAGUGCACCAGUACUCUCAAUUUCCCCUCACACUAAUUUCUCUCAAAAAGAGCAAACUGAUAUUGAGCACGAACUUAAUGAGCAAGUUGGAACUACUGGAGAGUACGUAUCUGAAGGUUUCUGUUUUAAACUAGCCCCAGGUCAAGAUUAAAUCGGAUUCAUGAGAUCAUUAAAAGAGAAGGCACCUAAAUUAACUGACUUUGCCAAGGGUACAACUACUCUAGCUUUUGAAUUCUAGGAGGGAGUUUUGGUAGCAGUUGAUGCCAGAGCCACCAUGGGAGCCUUCAUCUCAUCUAAUAAUGUCAGAAAGGUUAUUGAGAUCAAUGAUUUCCUUUUGGGUACUAUGGCAGGUGGUGCUGCUGAUUGUAUGUUCUGGGAAAAAUACGUUGCAAUGCAAUGCAGAGUAUAUGAAUUGAGAAAUGGAGAAAAGCCAAGCGUUGCUAUGGCCUCCAUGAUGCUUGCAAGUAUUAUGAGACAAUAUAGAGGUCAAGGCCUAUCAAUGGGAACAAUGUUCACUGGAUCUGAUAAGACUGGAGCUAGUCUUUACUAUAUUGAUAACGAUGCCACAAGAGUUAAGGGUAGAUUGUUUGCUGUAGGUUCAGGAGGAACCUUCGCUUAUGGUGUCUUAGAUACAAACUACAGAUAUGAUAUGUCUCUUGAUGAGGCAGUCAAUCUCGGUAUUCGCGCAAUCACCUCUGCAACCUUCAAAGAUUCAGCCUCAGGAGGUGUAGUCAGAAUAUAUCAUGUCACCAAUCAUGGAAAAUGGAAUCUCAUCCACGAUGCCAUCGAUGUUUCAGAACUUCACUACCAAUUCGAGCAAAACAAAGGACACACUGGUCGUGGUAACGAGGGAAAACCAAAUAAAUAUUUGUGA